Ciona intestinalis (vase tunicate) is the source of this 2164-nucleotide messenger RNA. NCBI's taxonomy places the organism in Eukaryota, Metazoa, Chordata, Ascidiacea, Phlebobranchia, Cionidae. The record is from RefSeq and is a predicted model, not a curated record.
AUGAAAUGAGAAAAUGGAAAAAAAGGGUGUCUCAUUCCCCCCACCUUACUAUAUAUAUGUUACACAUUUUACAUAGUGGCCAAAAUGUUUUAAUACUAAUAUAUUGGUGUUAUAUACAAAUGUAUUGUAUAUUUGAAACCAAAUACUUAUAAACGGUUAUUACUUCCUGUUAUUUUCUUCUUUAAGGUCUGAAUAAUCCACUUUCUUAACAAGACAUAUUCACUCUUUUAUAAAUAGCAAUCAUAUUAUUAAUGAGCAUAAAUUAGUAGUAUUGUAUUGAGACCCCCAAAAAAUUAAUUGACAACCCAAUUAAUCAAACAAAAACAACCGAUUAGUUAAAAUACAAUGACAUAAUGUUUUUUAAAUAUUCUUAUGCCUUUUCUUAUGCUACAAUUUAAACUAAUUAUCACAUUGGUGCAUUAAAAUCAUAUAUGGAGUAUUGUGGGGUAAGACGGGACACCUUUAGCACAUAAUAUCCAAAUAUCCUGAUCCUGUUUUUAACAAUUAACAACGGUCUAUGGGAAUCGUGAGGAUUCGGUUUUAUAAUUUUUGAAAUAUUUUUUGUUUACUAUCAAAUGGGCCGGAAAAAAGAAUAAAAGGUGUUCCAUCUUCCCCAACCCUACUAUAUAGUAGUUUAAAGUUCAUUUAUCCAGUGGCAGUGUCCAUUAGUUACUAGAUUUUUUCCCGCUCUAUAUUUAAAUAAUUCCAAUUCGGAAACCCAAUGUUAUAUUCAAUAUAUGUCUGUGUACAAAAUAUUUUGCAUUGAUACCUACACAUAUUUAAGAAUACUGAAUGCCUUGUUUAUAAAUGUCUGUUUAAGUGUAGUUUUUCAUACUCGAAAUUGUAUUACCAGCUUUGGGUGCAUAAUUUAAUAGGAAUUACCACUUAGUGCAAAAUGGCUGGAAUUUUGGAUAAUUUUCAAUGCCCUUCUUGCGACUGCAUUGAACUUGGAGAAAAGAGAAAUGCUGUCGCUGCUGUACUAUCUGGAGCUUUGUUUUUUAGUGGCUGGUGGAUAAUUAUUGACGCAGCUGUUCAAUUUCCAGCGGAAAGUGAAAUGCCACACGCAGUUCAUGCAUGUGGAGCAAUAGCUUCUUUAGCUUUUUUUAUGGUAAAUGCAGUUUCAAACGGUCAGGUACGAGGAGACUCUUAUUCUGAGGGCUGUCUUGGCACUACAGGUGCCAGAAUUUGGAUGUUGCUUGGUUUUCUUUUGACUUUCGGAUCCCUUAUUGCUGCUAUGUGGGUUUUGUUUGGAAUAUAUGUUGUAAACACUACAAAGGGAAACUCCUAUCCUGGUGUUGCUGUAUUUCUGCAAAACGCCCUAAUUUUUUUUGCCACACUUAUUUAUAAAUUUGGUCGUACAGAAGAGCUAUGGGACUAAGCCUAAGAUUUUUACAGCAUUGUUAUUGUUUUUAUAAUAUAGUAGGGUGGGGGAAGAUGGGACACCUUUAGCACAUAAUAUCCAAAUAUCCUGAUCGUGUUUUAAACAAUUAACCACGGUCUAUGAGAGUCGUGAGAAUACGGUUAUAAUUCUUUUAAUAUUCUUUGUUUACUGCCAAUUGGAUGAGAAAAUAGAACGAAAAUGUGUCCCAUUUUCCCACACUCUGUUAUAUUUUACAGUCCUAAAAAAUGAAAUAGAAUUGGAAUCUAAAAACAAAAUUGAUCAGAAAAAAUUACAUGUAAUUUAAUACGAAAAAAAAUACAUGCAAUUUCCUAUGUAGAUUUUCGUAAAUAAUAAAAUUGUUUUUAUUUUUAAAUAAUACUAUCUUUUUUUACUUUUUGUUAUCACUGUCUGAAAAAGUCCUAACUUUAAAUGAAACUCUAAUUUGUAAUGCAUUUUAUUGGCUUAAAAUUAUACAAUUUUCCUUCACUUAAAAUUUAUUCAAUAACAGUUUCUUUGCAAUUUUCGCGGUAAAAUGUUUGGGACAGAGUAAAAAAUGGGUAAUUUACUGAUUUAAAGUUUAUCUCAGUGGUGCAACUGCUUUAAAAAUAAAAUAAAAUUUAUAAAUAAUAUUAAAACGAAUUCAAUAUUUAAAUUUGUGUUGUACAUAUUAACAAUUUCUUCAAAUGUAUAUUUGUUGUUCUAAUUUUGAUGUUGUAUUUAUUCUCCUAAUGUGCUGCAGUUUAUUUUGCACCUGUGUUAUUAAAGUCAUUUCUAAACUGAAAA